GGCAGAUGAAAGCAAUGAUAGCGCAGUGUUACUCACCACGCUGGAGAGAUGCGCGAGUCCCACUUCUAUUCUGAGCGUGAUGUCGAGCAUCGAAGGUCCGUGGGCUUUCGUGUACUGGCAGCACGAUGAGAGGAGACUGUGGUUCGGUAGAGACGUUUUUGGGCGACGCAGCUUGCUCCUCCAUCUCCCCGACCACGAAGGAGAUCAUCUGCAGCUGUGCUCCGUGGCGGAGAAGCCAUCGCGUGAUUCUCCUACGCACAAGAGCCCUCCUGCCUGCGACCGUUCCCAUGGCGACGACCUCUCCGCGACCUUUCCCGCCUCCGACUUCCUCCCGCUGCGGUUGGUCGUCGGCGAGGCGGUGGCGUCGCGGGUCGGGGCCCCGGAGGCGCGCGUCCCGCUGGCGGGGGACGCCGCGUGGGUUGAGAGGACGGAGGAGGGGCUCCGGAGGGGCGGCGACGGCGUGUCGCUGGGUUCAUGCGUCGACGCGGCCGCGCAGACAACCGCGGGGGAGCUGGAGGGGGUGCUGGCGGAGGCCGUGCGGGUACGCGUGCACCGCCAGGGGGCGCCGUGCCCCGCCUGCGCCGCCGCGAGACUCCGCCGGGUGGCAGACGACAAUGGGCAGAGCGACGAUGCACGUUCGUCAGUCCAAGGACGUGCAAAAGUCGUUUGCGGACACGCCAAGGUCGCGGUGUUGUUCUCCGGUGGUCUGGAUUCGGCUGUUAUCGCCGCGCUUGCUGACCGGUUUGUACCGGCUGGAGAACCUAUAGAUCUGUUGAAUGUUGCCUUUGAGCUGCGAAGCAACAGCGCUGCAAACACAAACGCAAGGAAAGCGAAGAACAAGCCGCGCAGCGAGGAGGAGAGCUCCGAGGGAGAUGCCGGCGGGGGCAGUCGGGACACGGAGGAGAGGAACUUUGCGGUUCCCGACAGGGAGACCGGGAAGCUGGUGCUUGGGGAGCUACGGCGUAUCUCCCCCACGCGGCCGUGGAACUUUGUGAUGAUUGACGUCACGAAGGAGGAACUACGGAGGAAGCGGGCCGAGAUUAUUUCGCACCUCGUGUAUCCGUUGGACACGGUGCUGGACGACAGCAUAGGUUGCGCCAUCUGGUUUGCUGCUCGAGGCGUGGGACGCGUUGUCAUGGAGACGGGUGCGACGGAAAUUUACCGAAGCCUGGCCAGGGUGGUGCUAGUGGGCAUGGGAGCAGACGAACAGCUGGCUGGUUAUUCUCGGCAUAGAACGAAAUACAGAGAGAGCGGCUGGUCGGGUCUCGUACGCGAGGUGGAGAUGGAGGUGUCACGGAUCAGCGAGAGAAACCUGGGACGAGAUGACAGAAUCAUCUGUGAUCACGGCAAGGAGGCAAGGUUCCCCUUCCUCGAUGAAAAUGUUGUGUCUUUCCUCAACUCACUGCCCAUGUGGAAAAAGGCCCUCCUCUCUCUCCCGCGGGGCGUCGGGGAGAAGCUGCUCCUGCGGCUCGUCGCGGAGAAUCUCGGGCUUCCUCUCGCUGCGCGGCUUCCCAAGCGAGCAAUCCAGUUCGGCUCUCGCAUCGCCAAGCUGGAGAACAGCAGGGAGAAAGCCUCGGAUGUGUGCGCUCGCUUAAAGACAGAGAAGGAGAAAGGAAAGGAGGAGGAGGAGGGGAAAGCCUCAGACGUGUGCGCUCGCUUAAAGACAGAGGAGGAGGGGGAGGAGGAGGAGGAGGGGAAAGCCUCGGAUGUGUGCGCUCGCUUAACGACAGAGGAGGAAGGGGAAGAGGAGGAGGAGGGGAAAGCCUCGAAUGUGUGCGCUCGCUUAAAGACAGAGAAGGAGGAGGGGAAGGAGGAAGAGGAGGAGAAAGCCUUAGACGUGUGCGCUCACUUAAAGACAGAGCAGGAGGAGGGGGAGGAGGAGGGGAAGGAGACCAGCAGGGAGAGGGCCUCGGAUGUGUGCGCUCGCUUAAAGACAGAGAAGGGAGAGGGCCUCGGAUGUUACGUACAGAAUCUGGUAGAAUUCCCAGAAUCGAGGGACCUCUAA
This is a messenger RNA of Priapulus caudatus, 2005 nucleotides long. RefSeq names its product asparagine synthetase domain-containing protein 1-like. The transcript has 11 exons. The record is from RefSeq and is a predicted model, not a curated record. Gene Ontology annotation, molecular function: asparagine synthase (glutamine-hydrolyzing) activity. NCBI's taxonomy places the organism in Eukaryota, Metazoa, Priapulida, Priapulimorpha, Priapulimorphida, Priapulidae. The coding region runs from base 80 to 2005 and encodes 641 amino acids.